UUACCUUUCUUGAGAAGUAUAAGUGUUCAAUUCUUGAACAUUGUUGUUUCUUGCCUUUAAUUUAUCGUGGAAGGCAACUAGAACUCAAAAAUCUUCUUUUCAAUUAGACAAGUCUUCUAUCCUUGGAGAUACUAUACAGUACAUGAAAGAACUUCAAGAACAGGUAAAACUAUUUGAAGAGACAGAGAAAAACACCUGCGAAAAUAAUGAUUCCUCUACCUCCAAGGACCAAGUUGAAGGAUCAAAGAUUAAGGCAAGGAUUUUGGACAAAAGUGUACUUAUUAACAUCCAUUGCAGCAAACAAGAUGGAAUGGUGGGAAAAGUGUUAUUCCAAAUGGAGCAAUUGCAUCUUUCAGUCCAUGACAUUAGGAUCAUGCCUUUUGGUCAGACCAACCUUGAAAUAUCAAUUCUUGCUGAGAUGGAGAAUGGAUGUUGUAUAACUGUGGAGGAUAUUGUAAAGGACCUCCAAAUCAACCUUCUGGAGCAAGUUUAGCAUGAAUGAUCUCUCCUCCUGAUCUUCUCUAGGUUACCUUUUCCCUUGUUGCCCCUAGACCUCGUAAAUAAUAAAAAAAAGGCACGUUUUUAAUUACCUAUAUAUAUAAUUAAUUAAGAGGUCUUUUCGAGAUUGUGUGAUACAUGCCUCUACUUUAGUAUGCAUUUUUCUUUCUUGAAAUUACAUAUACUAGAGGAAAAUUAAUAUUUUUCCUGAGUUUGGAAUUCCUUUAA
Lycium barbarum (goji berry) is the source of this 726-nucleotide messenger RNA. RefSeq names its product transcription factor bHLH18-like. NCBI's taxonomy places the organism in Eukaryota, Viridiplantae, Streptophyta, Magnoliopsida, Solanales, Solanaceae. Bases 143 to 493 code for a protein of 116 amino acids. The transcript has 3 exons. The record is from RefSeq and is a predicted model, not a curated record.